AAGGUGCAAUAGAUUGAGCCAACUCUUUCUCUCUCUAUAAGUUCUUCACUUCUGAAUCUCCACUCUCCUUCAACAUCACAAAAAAGGAAGAAAGAAGGUUGGAGGCGACAUGGAGAAGACAACGAGUUCAUUAGCUCUAGCGAGGACGAAAUCCGAUCAACUUUUGGAGAAGGUGGCAGCAGCAUUCAAGUCUCCGACGUCGAGCAGCGAGGUGAACGGUGGGGUGGUGGGGGAGAGUGGCAGCACAACCCUCUCGAGGAAGUCGAGUAGGCAGACGUUGACAGCUCCUUCACCAGGGCGUGGCAGUGGCAGCGGUGCUCGAAAUACACACAUCAGGAAGUCCAGGAGUGCACAGCUGAAGCUGGAUUUGGAUGAUUUGGGCAGUGGUGCAGCUUUGAGUAGAGCUUCAAGUGCUAGCUUGGGUUUGUCAUUCUCCUUCAAUGGCUUCACUUUGCCACCUGAUGAAAUUGCAGAUUUUAAGCCAUUCAGUGAUGAAGAUAUACAGGAUGUAGAAGCAGGAACAGGCAAGACCAAAUUUCAAACAGAACCAACCAUGCCCAUUCAGCUCAAGUUCACGGAUGUUACUUAUAAAGUAAUCAUAAAAGGAUUGCGGACAAAUGUGGAGAAGGAGAUUUUGAAUGGUAUUACCGGUUUAGUAAACCCUGGUGAAGUUCUGGCCUUAAUGGGACCUUCAGGAAGUGGCAAGACAACAUUGCUCAAUCUGCUUGGAGGACGGCUCAUACGGUCUACAGUUGGUGGUUCGAUUACGUACAAUGAUCAGCCAUACAAUAAGUUCCUGAAAAGCAGGGUAGGAUUCGUGAUGCAGGAGGACGUUCUGUUUCCCCACUUGACGGUGAAAGAAACAUUGAGAUAUGCAGCUUUGCUUCGACUGCCAAAAACAUUGACAAAAGAGCAGAAGGAAAAGCGUGCGGUCGAUGUCAUAUAUGAGCUGGGCCUUGAAAGGUGCCAGGAUACAAUGAUUGGUGGCUCCUUUGUCCGUGGAGUUUCAGGUGGAGAAAGGCGUCGAGUCUCUAUAGGCAAUGAGAUUCUAAUCAAUCCGUCACUGCUGUUUCUUGACGAACCGACCUCGGGCUUGGAUUCUACAACUGCAUUGAAAAUUGUUCAGAUUUUACAUGAGAUAGCUGAAGCGGGGAAGACCGUGGUGACAACGAUUCAUCAACCAUCAAGCAGACUAUUUCAUAAAUUUGACAAGCUAAUUCUUCUUGGAAAGGGAAGCUUGAUCUAUUAUGGCAAAGCAGCUGAAGCAAUAAACUAUUUCUCAUCUAUAGGAUGUUCCCCACUAAUUGCAAUGAAUCCUGCUGAGUUCUUGCUGGAUCUUGCAAAUGGUAACCUGAAUGAUGUGUCUGUUCCAUCAGAGCUAGAGGAUAAGGUGCAAAUAGAGAAUUCUGAGGCUGACAGUACACAGGAUAAGCCUUUACCAGUUCUUGUGCAAGAGUAUCUGGUGGAGGCUUACGAGACGAGAAUUGCAGAAACAGAAAAGAGGAAGAUGUUGGUACCUCUGACGCUCGACGAAGAGCUGAAAUCGAAGGUAACAUAUUCGAAAAGGCAAUGGGGAGCGAGCUGGUGGGAACAAUACUCGAUUCUGUUCCGGAGAGGAAUCAAAGAAAGACGUCAUGAAUACUUCAGCUGGCUGAGAAUCACUCAAGUUCUUGCCACCGCCAUAAUUUUAGGAUUACUGUGGUGGCAUUCGGAUAGCAGCACUCCGAAAGGCUUGCAAGAUCAGGCAGGAUUAUUGUUCUUCAUAGCAGUGUUCUGGGGGUUCUUCCCUGUGUUCACAGCAAUAUUCACAUUUCCUCAAGAAAGAGCAAUGCUGAGCAAAGAAAGAGCAGCUGAUAUGUAUAGAUUGAGUGCUUACUUUUUGGCAAGAACCACUAGUGAUCUUCCUCUUGAUCUCUUGUUGCCUAUACUUUUCCUUCUCGUUGUCUACUUCAUGGCAGGCCUAAGGCUUAGUGCUGCUCCUUUCUUCCUCACCAUGGUCACUGUCUUCCUCUCCAUUGUGGCUGCUCAGGGGCUUGGUUUGGCCAUUGGAGCUUCACUCAUGGACGUCAAGAAGGCCACGACUUUCGCCUCCGUCACCGUCAUGACCUUCAUGCUUGCUGGUGGAUUCUUCGUACAGCAAGUUCCAGUGUUUGUAUCUUGGAUCCGCUUUUUGUCAUUCAACUAUCACACGUACAAGCUCCUUCUAAAGGUGCAGUACAAUAACAUCAUACCUGCCGUGAACGGUAUGAGAAUGGACAAUGGAGUAGUUGAGAUUACUGCACUAGUCGCCAUGGUUUUCGGGUAUCGUCUCCUGGCUUACAUUUCGUUGAGGAGGAUGAGGCUUCACUCAGGAAGUUAAUAUAACAGAAACGCGUGAUUCGCUACAAGAACAUUCAGAGAAUUGGUUUACUUGAGCUUGUAUUUGAGUUGCAAGGUCUAACAAGUAGUAAGAAUCUCCAUUUUGGAAACUUUAUUGGUAUUGUACUCCUAAAAGAAGGAAACUUACCCUCCGAAACGGGUGAUAGCAUCGAAGGAAAAAUGAACACGUUACUGUCGGUUUGGCUUGCUCAUGGAGGUGCUUUUCACUUCAGCAUCUAGCUAGAACAGUUGCAUCCAAAUAUAGCCUGAAACAGUAGAGUUUAGUUCUCAAUCCAUGAUCAUAGAAUGUUGGAAGAAGUUUUCAUUUUCUUUCUAAUAAGAGAAACAUUCUGUUCAAAUGUUC
Messenger RNA from Cucurbita moschata (crookneck pumpkin), 2722 nucleotides. RefSeq names its product ABC transporter G family member 22-like. Gene Ontology annotation, cellular component: membrane. The transcript is spliced from 11 exons. Lineage: Eukaryota; Viridiplantae; Streptophyta; Magnoliopsida; Cucurbitales; Cucurbitaceae. Gene Ontology annotation, molecular function: ABC-type transporter activity; ATP hydrolysis activity; ATP binding. Bases 110 to 2359 code for a protein of 749 amino acids. The record is from RefSeq and is a predicted model, not a curated record.